UCUCCUCCUAUUGGUGGAGCGGCAGGUCAGCUGAUGCGGCAAUGUUGCACGUGCGUGACUCGCUCUGGAUUCAAGAUGGCGGCGUCACUGUGGCGGUGCUCCCAGCUGCUUGGUAAAAAUGUUUUGCCACCUCGCUCCCGGCCACUGGUGUCCUCCUGUUUUAGAGGAGAUGCUUACAGAUUACACAGGAGUGCAGCAGCAUUGCAGGUGCGAUAUGCCUCAGGACGUAAAGGUUUCCUGGGAGAGUUUGUGGACAACCUUCGUCAGGAGUUCAGUGACAAUCGGGAACUGAAGGAGAACAUCAAGAAGUUCAGAGAUGAGGCCAAGAGGCUGGAGGAAUCCAAUGCACUCCAACAGGCACGCAGGAAAUAUAAAUCUAUAGAGUCGGAGACAGUGAGGACCUCUGAAGUAUUUAAAAAGACACUGGACUUCUCGUUGGAAUCUAUGAAGGAGGCUAUCAAGAAGGUGAGCCACACAGACAUUGGGAAGAAGAUGAAAGAAGGCGUGGAAGAAGCUGCACGCACUGCCAUGCACUCGGCUGAAACUGUCUCCAAGGGAGGAGAACGAUUGGGCAAGACCGAUGCCUUCAAGGCUAUCUCACAGGGUGUGGAGAACAUGAAGAAGGAGAUCCACGUGGGUGAUGCCGGACCGUAUAGAGCUCCUUCUCAGCUGAGGAAGAGGAGUGAUUUUUCGUCCAAAGGAGCUGCUGAUGACACUGUAGUGUUUGAGCCGAAUACGGAAAGUGUCGGUGUUGUUGUCCACAAUGACUCAAAGUGGGAACAGCAAUGGAGGGACUUCAAAGACAAUAACAUGGUUUUUAACAGGUUCUUAAACAUGAAGCUGAAAUACGAUGAGAGUGACAAUGCACUCAUCAGGGCAUCCAGAGCCGUGACUAACCUCCUUGGUGGUCUUUUCUCCAAGACGGAGAUUUCAGAAGUACUCACUGAGAUCCUGAAGGCAGACCCCAAAUUUGACAGAGAAUCUUUCCUCAAACAGUGUGAGAAAGACAUAAUCCCAAACAUAUUAGAGGCAAUGAUUCGUGGAGAGUUGCAUGUAUUAAAGGAUUGGUGCUAUGAAGCGACUUACAGUCAGCUUGCAUAUCCCAUCCAGCAAGCCAAAGGUUUGGGGUUACUGUUACAGUCCAAAGUCCUUGAUAUUGAUAAUAUUGAUUUGGCCAUGGGGAAGAUGAUGGACCAAGGCCCAGUGUUGAUCAUCACCUUCCAGGCCCAAGUCGUCAUGGUGAUUCGUAGUCCCAAAGGGGACAUAGUGGAAGGAGAUCCGGAGAAAGUGCUGAGGAUGAUGUAUGUGUGGGCGCUGUGUCGUGACCAGCAGGAGCUGAACCCCAGUGCGGCGUGGAGACUACUGGACAUCUCCGCCUCCAGCACCGAGCAGGUUCUCUAGGACAAGAAAGAGAAGAGCAAAGUAGGGAGUGAAAAGAGACACACAAACGGAGAGAUAAGGGCAGAAGGAUAAGCCCGGUAUGCUUGCACAUACACAGACUGGUGGUAUUUUGUGUCACUGCCUCUUUUUGCCAUUUCAUAGACUUUGUGUGUCGGUUUAUGAAACCAGACAGUGAGCUGCUCGCCGAGUUGACUGAGAUGCUGAAACUAAUGACAAGAAGAGCCUAAACCAGGUGGCUAAAUUUGUAUUUAUGGUGGAAAAGCUUCAAGUUGGACAGGUCUAAAAGGUAUACUGCACUAUUUAGGGAAUUUUACCUACCGUUCACAAUCAUUAUGAGAGACAUGAUGUCGGAUGGAUUUCUAACUUACAGCAGAGCCAAUAGAAGCGUUACUAUUCCGCCCAUUAAAUCCGAUAAAUAAACAUUCAAAAAGCGCUAACAAUACUUCAUUUACAUUUUUUUACUUGAAUACAACCAAGUAUUUGUCUUAUUGUUAUUAUAAUCACUAACGCAUACAAAUUAUUUAUACUUGUUUACAUCGAGUGUUCUGCUGCUUCCUCGCUUCCCUGCUCCCUGUAAAUUUAUUUCAGACUAUAAAUCAUGCCUCUGACCUGAAAAAUAAAUGGCUGAGAAUAUAAUCCGACAAGUUGAAAUACUUUGACAGCUAUUUAGUAGGGAUGUCUGAUAAUAUCGGCCGAUAAAUGCUUCAAAAUGUUUGUUUGUUUUUUUUACUUUUUAUUCGACUCCUUUUACUAUCUUGUUUAGCUCAUUCAUUGUUUAUGUUCUUUGUUAUUUUUUUUGCGUUUUUUUUUUUUUUUGCUCUAUGCUUUUGAACCUGUAAAGCACUUUGGUUCAAUUUAAAAAUUGUUAUAAAUGUGCUAUAUAAAUAAAGUUGCCUAGCCUUGACUUGGCUAAUAUCGGAAAUUAUCGGUAUCUGUUUCAAAAUUAUUGGUAUCUCUUUCAAAAAGUUAAAUUUAUGACUUUUUAAAACGCAGCUGUGUACACGGACGUAGGGAGAAGUACAGAGCACCAAUAAACCUUAAAGGCACUGCCUUUGCGUGCCGGCCCAGUCACAUAUCUACGGCUUUUCACACAUACAAGUGAAUGCAACGCAUACUUUGUCAACAGCCAUACAAGUCACACUGAGGGUGGCCGUAUAAACAACUUUAACACUGUUACAAAUAUGCGCCACACUGUUAACCCACACCAAACAAGAAUGACAAACACAUUUUGGGAGAACAUCUGCACCGUAACACAACAUAAACACAACAGAACAAAUACCCCGAACCCCUUGCAGCACUAACCCUUCCGGGACGCUACAAUAUACAACCCCCCCUCCCUCCCUCCACACGCUCUCUCGGGGAGAGCAUGUCCGAAUUCCAAGCUGCUGUUUUGAGGCAUGUUAAUAAAAUAAUGCACUUUGUGACUUCAAUAAUAAAUAUGGCAGUGCCACGUUGGUAUUUUUUCCAUAACUUGAGUUGAUUUAUUUUUGGAAAACCUUGUUUCAUUGUUUAAUGCAUCCAACAAAAUGAGGCAUAAUAAUGUGUUCAUUCCACGACUGUAUAUAAAGCACUUUGGUUCAAUUUAAAAAUUCGGUUGAUAUCGGAAUCUGUAAUUAAGAGUUGGACAAUAUCGGAUAUCGGCAAAAAAGUCAUUAUGGGACAUCUCUACUAUUUAAGACCUGGAACUGGCGAGGACGACAUGAAAAGUGCUUGUUUCCUCACCCCACCCUGUUUACUCGCGAGGAUUAUCAGACAUUUCUCAUCUAAAUGGGAAUAUAUGAACAUCCGAGCAGUCUGCAUUCUAAUGACAGCAGACCUUGUACAGUAAAUGUUUUAUUAUGUUUGUCGGCUCUUAUAAAGUCUGCAGUGAGUAUUAAGUGAAGAAGGAAAAUAGCAAAAUGUGAUGUGUUUUUGAAAUGAAUGAAAAUAAGUAAAUAUUAAAUGUUAUUAUAAAUGUUACUACAUUACAUCUAUACUUACAUCAUUUAGAUAAAACCUUAAUGGAGGUGUUUGGAUUUUCUUUAGAGGCUCUAUAGGCAGAAUUGAACAUAAGCUCCAUUGUAAACUGACGUUUGACCACAUUUAAUAUUUAAAAUGCUUUUUUUUUUUAAUUCCAUCUGUCAUGUCUCUCAUAAUGAUUGUGAACGAUAGGAAAAAAAAAAGUGCAGUUCUACUCUAAGGAUGCUCUGCUCUCUGUCAAAUACUUGAAACUCUGUACGUUGUAGGCAAAAAACAUGCACGGUAACUCCAUAUUAUGCUUUCCAAACAUGUCAUAGCAAAUAGGUUACCAUAGAUACCAUCAAACAAAUGCAAGAUUCAAAGUUUUGGCAAAAAACAAAACGGGCAAUAUUCAAAUAAUUUAUUUAACUGGGAAUGAAACACAUAUUUUGUUACCAUGACCACCCUUUUUUGUUAUUUUCUCUGAAGCCCGUAUAACAGGAGUCUCAAACAAGCGGCCAAUUGCGGCUUGCGAGUUUUAUAUGAAUGGCGUUUUACAGAGUCGUACUUGUAUACCCUCAAUUUUUCCGGGAGACUCCCAAUUUUAAGUCCCCCCCAGAGGUAAUCCCUCUCCCGAAUUUCACCCAAACAACAAUAUUGAGGUGGCACCGUGGAGGCACUGCCUUUAGCAUCCUCUACAACCUGUAAAAACAGUGUGCCAGCCCAGCCCCAUGUUGUAUUUGGCUUCUGUAAACGCAGUAAGCGACUGCAAGACAGACUUGAUCAACAGCCACACAGGUCGCACUGAAGGUGGCCGUACAAACAACUUUAUCACUGUUACAAAUAUGCGCCACAUUGUGAACCCACACCGAACAAGAAUGACAAACACAUCCGCACCGUAACACAUGAUAAACACAACAGAACAAAUACCCAUAACCCCUUGCAGCACUAACUCUUCCGGGCUACAAUAUACACCCCUGCACCCCCCAACCCCGCCCCCUUAUUUUAGCCCGGAAAAGUUAGGGCUGCAUUGGUUUCUGGGUGUUUGUUCUGUUGUGUUUAUAUUGUGUUACGGUGGGGAUGUUCUCCCAAAAUGUGUUUGUCAAUCUUGUUUGGUGUGGGUUCACAGUGUGGCGCAUAUUUGUAACAGUGAUAAAGUUGUUUAUAUGGCCACCCUCAGUGUGACCUGUGUGGCUGUUGAUCAACUAUGUCUUGCAGUCACUUCCAUUGGUCUGCAGAAACCUCGUACAAUAUGUUUGUAUGGUGGAAAAGCGGACGGGACAGCAGGUUGUAGAGGACUCUAAAGGCAGUCACAAAAGGCACCCAGAAGUGAACCAGCGAAAGUGGGGGACAAUUUGAGAAAAAGUUGGAAAAAGGUCUGAAAUUGUUUAAAAAUCCUACCCAGGAUGGAGUUCCAGAAGUCCCGCAGUGAGCUGCACGAGCUCCGGGACCCCCGGGAAUGACCAAAAGAUACCCAGGAGUGAACCAGCCAAAGUCCUUAAUAGUGUUGUCCGGGUGAAAACCGGGAGAAUGAUUGCCCCGGGAGAUUGUUGGGAGGGUGCAGUGAUAUUCGGGUGUUUACCGGAAAGAUCGCGAGAAUUGACAAGUAAGCUUCUAGGGCGGUAAAGCCAUUCUUUCAUCCAUCCAUCCAUCCAUUUCUACCGCUCAUUCCCUUUUGGGGUUAAAAAGUGCAUGUUAGAUUUUUUUAACAAAUCUUUUCUUGCGGCCCAGCCUCACCCAGUUUCUGCAUCCAGUGGCCCGCAGGUAAAUUUGAGACCCCUGCCGUAUAGAAAACAUAAACUGUUGGCCGUAGACAAAGACACAAAUUCUAAAUCAACUUAUAAGGAUUAUAAUGUUCAAUUUAGUCAAACCACAUGUAGAUGACAUAGCUGUUUUUUAUACUUGUGCAUGAAUUUUACUCAAUUCCUAUCAGAACUCAUACUUAAGACAUAUUAGUAAGUGUAUAUUGUCUCACCCUGUGGAACAAAUGUGCAUGCUUGUGUCAUCCGCUUGCAACAUCUUCUCAAACUGGCUCUCUCACACUCGUCAGUGACGUGCGGUCGACUAAACACCAGGUGAGGCAUACAUACUUUUUUUUUCUUCUUAAAUUCACAUGUACAGCUCUAGGCAUUGUUGAUUUAGGUCGCACAUUAGAGUAACAGGAAAAAAAAGGGAGUUAUUUGCUUUCAUAAAAACGUUAUCAUGAUAUUAUGACAUGAUAAAUUGGUCCAAAAACUAUUUGAUAAAGUUAUUAUUAAAUACUUUCUGGUCCCAUUUGCUUUUAACAAAAUAAAUCAAGUAUUGUGAUUGUAUAUUACCUUACUGUAUUUGUAUCUGAAGCAGCAAUAGCUAAGUGCUUUGUAUGAUCGCAUUCAUUUUGUCUUAAAGUCCAGUUUAAAGAAGAAUUUCAUCUUGGAUACAGUAUACAAUCCUCCAGAAACAUUAAUUUAAUUCAAUUUCAUUCCAAGAAAUUAAACAAUAUUUUUGCACCUCAAACGCUGGCUUACUCAAAUAAAAAUGCCGUGUUUGUUUUAAAUAGUUAAAAAAAGAAAAUUAAAAAAUGCUGGCUUCCGCUGGAGAGACCUGUGUCUGCUAGCUUGAGCGCGCCCACUUCUCCCAGUGUGGCAUUGAACUGCAAGUUGACAAUAUAUCGCCCCCUACCUUGAGGCAGAGGUACUUGCUGCCUCAAGACCUGCCUUUUCCAGGUGGCAACAAGCAUGCGGCCCCCAACACACACUGUGUGUAGCCGUGGAGGCACCGCCUGUGUCUGCCUCACUUCUCAUCUGCUGCGUUGUUUUGAUCAGGAAACAUGGAAUUUCCACGAUUUUGACCAUGAAAAUUGUCAAAAUAUACAGGAACCACACCAAAAUCACAUAGAAAGCAUAAACCAAAAGAAAAAUAUUAAAACUUAUUUUACUUUAUUACUUUGUUUUGGAACAUCUCAUGGUUAAGCCCCCUGGUGGCAGGUGAGGCACCGCCUCACUUGCCUCCCCUGACAGCACGUCACUGCCGAUAGUGUAAGACCACGUGUAUUAUAUCUACAUUAUAAUGUUUAAGAGUUUAUUGUACAUAUAUGGGACCACGUUAACGGCAGCCUCACUGAGGAUCUUUUUGAACUUAUUGAGAUGUGUGUUGAUGAAUGUGAAAAGCUGUGUUAAGAACUAUAUUUUUUAUUUAUUAAUACUUGGUUGCCGCGUUUAACUCCAGAGUGAACAUGGUGUAAAUACACUACCACUUUUACUGUUGUUGUUUUUUUAAUGAUCUAUAGACUUCUGUGAGUCAAGAACGGUAAAUGUCCUGCAAAACCCCAUGGGGGGGAAUUCAUGAUUUUCUGUAGCAUAAAUGCUAAUCCUGGUCAAAACAAGAUAUCAGACUUCAUUCUUGGUUCACUGAAAAGCAUUCAUCUGUAUUGUGAGUUGCCUUUUUUUUUCCAUCCAUCCAUCCAUCUUUUUCCGCUUAUCCGAAGUCUGGUCUCUGGGGCAGAAGGCUAAGCAGGGAAGCCUGGACUUCCCUCUCCCCAGCUACUCCGUCUAGCUCUUCCUGGGGGAUCCCAAGGCUUUCCCAGGCCAGCCGGGAGACAUAGUCUUCCCAACGUGUCUUGGGUCUUCCCCGGUCGGGUGUGCCUGAAACACCUCCCUAGGGAGGCGUUCUGGUGGCCCGAACCACCUCAUCUGGCUCCUCCCCAUGUGGAGGAGCAGCGGCUUUACUUUGAGUUCUUCCCGGAUGACAGAGCUUCUCACCCUAUCUCUAAGGGAGAUUCCCGCCACCCGGCGGAGGAAACUCAUUUCGGUUGCUUGUACCCGUGAUCUUAUCCUUUCGGUCAUGACCCAAAGCUCAUGACCAUAGGUGAGGAUAAGAACGUAGAUCGACCGGUAAAUAUAGAGCUUUGCCUUCCGGCUCAGCUCCUUCCUCACCACAACGGAUCGAUACAGCGUCCGCAUUACUGAAGACGCCGCACCGAUCCGCCUGUCGAUCUCACCAUCCACUCGGUGGAUGGUGAGGCGGUACAGCUCGGUUGGUCGAGUGGCCGUGCCAGCAAUUUGAGGGUUGCAGGUUCGAUUCCCGCUUACGCCAUCCUAGUCACUGCCGUUGUGUCCUUGGGCAAGACACUUUGCCCACGUGCUCCCAGUGCCACCCACACUGGUUUAAAUGUAACUUGGAUAUUGGUUGUCACUAUGUAAAGCGCUUUGAGUCAUUAGAGAAAAGCGCUAUAUAAAUGUAAUUCACUUCACUCUUCCCUCGCUCUUGAACAAGAGGUACUUGAACUCCUCCACUUGGGGCAGGGUCUCCUCCCCAACCCGGAGAUGGCACCCCAUCCUUUUCUGAGCGAGAACCCUGGACUCGGACUUGAAGAAGACAGAUCAAGGACCCCGAUUUCCCUCACCUAGACGCGGGUCACCGGGGCCCCCCUCUAGAGCCAGGCCCUAAGGUGGGGCACGAUGGCGAGCGCCUGUUCCCAUGGGGCCCGGCCGGUCCCCCCUACAAUGGGCUCAUCACCCAUAGCAGGGGCCAUAGAGGUCGGGUGCGAUGUGAGCUGGUCCGGCACUUGACGGACCGAUCCUCGGCUACAUAAGCUAGCUCUCUCCUUUUUUUAUCGGCUAAAAAUUACUUUUGCAACACAGGCUUUUUAUUGAUCGCUACAACACGCGACAUGUGUCGCAGGACAAACAAUCGAUCAAACACCUACGUUGGGCCGGAAUGUGCCAACCCCUCUGACAUCCAAAGAGAAACACCUGAGAAAAUUAAACGCCCCCUUGCGUCCUUUUGUUUUUCUCAUUUCAAAGCUGACAGGCUUUGAUAGAUGUGUAUGGAUUUAGCCAUCGUCAUGGCGUGAUAGACCUAUGGAUUGGCUAGUAUGGGGAUGAUGGAUCAGGCUUGAAAAAAAACAAAAAACAACACAUGCCAGUGGAUUGACACACUCAAGGCUGGAUAUAUAGGGGAGCUCAUCCUGUAGCUGUCUGUUGUGAAGGAUGGCCGUGGACGUCUAUACACUUACCAACCUCUAUCCAGCUUCUUAGCCCUGUCUUGUAGGAAUACUUGAAAGUGUAUUGCAUUGUAGCAGCUGCUUCCUGCUCUUUAGUGCAUGUCCGGCAGCCCUGAGCGAUAAGUACUUUGCAUUGGGACUAAAUGAAUGACGUUGAAUGCACCAACACAACAGACAAAGCUGGCGGCAGUGCAAGUCUCUGCUUAUUGCAGCAUCUUUGUGUACAAAAGCACGUCCAAGUAUAAGAGAGCCGCUAUACUAUAUAGUGGCGACAUAGGACAGGAUAGGAUAGGUCUUUAUUGUCAUUGCACAAGUACAACAAAACUUUGUUUUCAGGACAAACCCAUUCAAGAUUAGGUUACAGAACAGGGACGGUGAUGGGUCUCCACAAGGCUGAAACUGAAAAGUUCAGUCCGUAGUGGAUCCAACACAGCCGCAGGAGUCAAGUUCAGCACACCUGAUCAUUCAGUGACGAUAUCACACAUCCAGUUUGCACCCUUCGCAAAGAGAAGAGAGGGAUUGGACACCCUCAUCUGAGUCAUCACUUGCUUUGCCACGCCGAGGGCCAGAGUUGUGCGAUCUGUCACUUCAUGCAGCCACGUACCCAGAACACAGAGUCAUUGCUAGCUAGCUGCUAAGCUAGCGAGGCUAGCAGAGAAAGGCAGAACUGAACUGAACUCUCGCGGCUGUGUUGGAUCCACUAUGGAUUGAACUUUCACAGUAUCAUGUUAGACCCGCUCGACAUCCAUUGCUUUCGGUCCCCUAGAGGGGGGG
This is a messenger RNA of Nerophis ophidion (straightnose pipefish), 9097 nucleotides long. RefSeq names its product mitochondrial import inner membrane translocase subunit TIM44-like. The transcript is spliced from 13 exons. Lineage: Eukaryota; Metazoa; Chordata; Actinopteri; Syngnathiformes; Syngnathidae. Gene Ontology annotation, molecular function: protein-folding chaperone binding. Gene Ontology annotation, cellular component: mitochondrial inner membrane. Gene Ontology annotation, biological process: protein import into mitochondrial matrix. The record is from RefSeq and is a predicted model, not a curated record. Bases 34 to 1401 code for a protein of 455 amino acids.